Messenger RNA from Fibroporia radiculosa, 660 nucleotides. RefSeq lists its product as uncharacterized. Lineage: Eukaryota; Fungi; Basidiomycota; Agaricomycetes; Polyporales; Fibroporiaceae. Gene Ontology annotation, biological process: regulation of exocytosis; protein secretion. The record is from RefSeq and is a predicted model, not a curated record. Bases 1 to 660 code for a protein of 219 amino acids. Gene Ontology annotation, molecular function: GTP binding; GTPase activity. The transcript has 8 exons.
AUGCCAGACGGCUACGACUACCUUUUCAAGCUGCUUCUAAUUGGUGACUCUGGUGUUGGCAAGUCAUGUUUGCUGCUACGUUUCGCCGAGGAUGCUUUUACAGACAGCUACCUCAGUACUAUCGGAGUCGACUUCAAGAUCCGCACAAUUGAGCUGGAGGGAAAGAUGGUGAAGCUGCAAAUCUGGGACACAGCAGGCCAGGAACGAUUCCGCACAAUCGCUGCUGCAUACUACCGCGGAGCACACGGUAUUGUCGUCGUUUACGACGUGACGGACGCCGAGUCAUUCGACAAUGUCAAGGGGUGGCUACAAGAGAUUGAGCGUUACGCAUCAGAGAAUGUGAAGAAGCUCCUCAUCGGGAAUAAAUCCGACUUGGUUGAACGGAAGGUGGUUGCCUACGGGUCAGCGAAGGAAUUUGCGGACGAGCUUGCAAUCCCUUUCAUCGAGACUUCCGCGAAGACCUCGAGCAACGUCGAAGAGGCAUUCUUGACAAUGUCCAAGCAGAUCAAGGAGAGCGUCGACAUCGCGCCGGAGCCAGCAGCAAAUGCUUCCAAGGCAGGGACUGUUACACCAGGUCGUGGUCUCGAGGAACAAAAGGAAGCGGGGGGUUCAGAGCCUAUUGGACGUCCACGUAUCCGUGUGCAUCCUAGUGGUAUAUAA